GCAGACGCUGCAGACCAACCAGAGAACAAAAAAGAGGAACUGACUGAACAAAGUGAGGUGAACAGUCACAAAAACGAAUUCAGCGUCAAGCAUCCACAACAUGAGGAGCUUUUUCCUGCUGCUGCUCUCACUGAUGGCCGGUGAGUUUCAUAAAACUAACUGAGACUUUAGUAGCAAACUCAGGAACCAUUUAGCCCAGCUCAGCUGUCACAGUUUUUGAUGUACUGUUUCACUUCUUCAUAGACUAAACCACUGACUCUUUUUUUAUGAUCGGCUUGUCUGCAUUCCUCUCUCUCUGUGUUUCACUUUGAAUUUAUUUAUGUCAUUCAGUCUUCUCUGAUUAAAUCCUGUUUUUAGUGACUUUUACACCUCAAUGGUCUGCUGUUUGAAUAUAAUUAGAUGUUUGAACUGCCUGUCCUCAUACCAGUGUGGUCUGCUGAGAAAAAUUCCCAUGCUUAUACUCAAAACUCAUCAUGAAAAUAUUUUUGUGUAUCAAUUGAUCAAACACAGCAGUGAUACAGCCUUUAUGAUAUAUUUCAAAACUUGUUUUUAAAACAUGUAACCUUUUUUUACACAGGCUGGAGGGAUUUUAAAUAUUUUUCUGUGAUAUAUGCCAUCAAAACAAUGAUAGAUACUAAAAUUUUAAGUCCCUCUUCACAGUAUAAUAACUAUAGAGUCUCUUCUUGAAGUGGAAAAGAUACGAGUAGAAGUGAAAGUCAGCUCCUGCUAAUUUAAGCCCAAGAGGUGUUGUUUAAUUACGCAAAAAGCCCGAACAGGUGCAGAAACUUCAGAGUUCAACUAUUCAACCCUUAGAAAGAGCUGUGCCGAGUGAGAGAAUGUGCCCUGAAAUUCAAUAGGAGAGUGACAUAGAGAUAAAUCAGCAUGUUAUUGGCUGAUCUGCUGGUUUAAGACUACAGGCAGCCUCUGCCACAAGCCUGGAGACAUUAAGUUUAUUAUUUCUAUUAAAAAUAUUGAUUAUUGAUCAUCACUUAUGGUCUAAAAUUGAUAGAACAAUAAUUCCAGUUAUUUGCAAGAAGAGAAGGAUACAUUGAUUACAACCAAAAUCAGCCUUUUACUCAGUUUUUAUGAAGACAAUCCACUUUACCUGAUCUUCAGAAAUCAAAGCAUCACAAGCACUGAAUUUGACAUCAUAUAUUUAUAUAUAACCAGAUGAUCUGACAUUAUUUUUGGAGUCACAAUAAAUCUUUGAAUGUGAGCACACACGGAGAUGAAAACGAUAUAUUGCCAUUUUGUUUUGAAUAAUUUUUCUAUUAGGAAGAAAACGUUUCAGGAAAUAUCCUUGAAACAUGAAACCACUGAAAACAACUCAAAAAUUAUCUAGUGCAUAUGCCAAGCUAGUAAGUGACGCUGUAACGCUGCCCCAAAAAUGCCCCAAAAGACAGAGAAAGAGUACGGAGCAUGCGUAUGAAAGCUGUUCUGGCUGUACUCACACAGGCUCCAUGGGAGAGUUAUGCCGUGUGUGACGUAAUAAUUUCAAGAAAGAUCUGAAUAGGCAUUCACAUGGAAAUGAAAUGGUAGUCAUACACAGACUUACCCACUCUGGGACCCGUUUUCAAAAAGUGUUGUUUACAGUGACCCAAAAUGUUGUUUCUGUGUGGAUGAAAUGCAGAUACAACAAAAAACAUUUGCGUUUAUUCCUGAAUUUGUUUCCAUGUGGACAGGGUACAGCUGGCCUGCUAGCUGCUGCUGCUUCUUCUUCGUCUCUUCUGUUUUAUGACAUGCAGCAGCCAGCGUAAAGGACCUCUCCUAUGAAGUCGCCCUUUGUUAAUUGUUACAGUCAUUACUGGAAAAGAAAAGCAACAAACUUAACAUAUAAAGUAUAAAUGCUCUGAGAAUUUUACUGAAUAAUUUAAAGCCCUGAGUCUAUUUCAGUGUUUGACAUGUUGUGGGUUUUUUUUCUGAUCCACAGGCUGUGAGGACAUGCGUGAAGUGAAGGGAUGUCUUGGAGGAUGGAUUGAAUUCAGCUGCAGAUACCCCAACCCAACAUCAGUUCAUCAAACUGUUUAUGUUAAAAAUAAUGCAAAUACCUUUAUGAUGGGCAGUAAUAAGUGGAAAACAACAGAUAGAGUUUUCAUUUACAAUGAUAAAAAAGACAAAAAAACGAGUGUGAUCAUCAAACAGCUUCAACGCAAGGAUGCUGGGAAGUGGGAGUGUGCAUUUGGCCCCUACACUAAACCAUACAAAACUGUUGAACUGAAGUUUGAAACAGGUGAGAUGCCUUUUUUUAAAUUUUUUUAAAGUCACAUUUAAAAACUUGGUCACUCUUCCUCACAUGUAGAGCAUAUAUGAAAUAAAAGCAAAAUUAUGCAUCAGCAGCAACAGAGACAACAUUAAGAAGCUGAAAGACUAAUUUUAACAAUUUCACAUUUUAAUCUGGAUGCCAUGGCUAAAGGAAAAUUUCUGAACCAGCCCAGUUCCUCAAAUGUUCAUUUCCAUCAUGGUGUCUACUAUUGUGGUAUGUGGUUACAACUAUGUGAAGUUCUUCCCCUCUAGGUCAGUGCAGUACUUAGCCUCAGCUCUUUGCAUUUUUACGUAAAACUUUCACUAAAAUAUUGGUGAACAGGAAGCGGCACACUCCUCAUUUGGUUACAAGGCAGCUGGCUGCUGGCAGCCCAACCCUUAUCCUGGUAUCACCAAACCAGUUCACCUAUGGGUCUGGGACCGUUCAAUCCAUAUUUAAGCAACAGUUUCUUACAAAUGUGCCUCUGGAAGAUUGUACAGACUUACUUCAUCCAUUUCAUUUAAAAUAGCCGCCAUAUCAUACUUACCAGACCUUCCUACGGCGUCUAUGUCUUCCAUCUUGGUUGAUUAGAGAUAUGCCGAAGUGAUGUCAUCUUCAACAAAGGAUGAUGAUUGGUCUGUUACAUCUGCCACUAAUGGAAGAGUGUUAAUAACAACAGCAGCUCCAGACAUGCCAGAGCAAAUGAAACGCUCGUCAAACCAGCCCCUUUCAAACCAGGUUCAUUAAAACCAAAGCUGGGACUUAUUUAGGACUUUAUCAUUGUCACUACAACUUUAUCCCAGGAAUCUUUUUUUCUCCCUUAAGCUUGUCCUUACAUGACAGAUAUAACUGACAGUUGUCUCUUUGAAUUUAGCAUGUUUUAAUUCUUUUUUUUUUUUUUACUUGCAGAUCAAGUUGCAUGUCAGAAACAUUUUAAUCAGACAGCGUACAGAACAGCUCAAACCACCAUCACAUGUGAAUAUCCGAAGCAUGACAACCACUUAGUGAAGUAUUUCUGCAAAGAGAACGGUACUGUCUGUGAGGACAUUUUAUCAACAGACUCUCCCCUGCAGUCAAACGAGACAUUCACUCUUAUUAAAACCAACAAUGGCUUCAGAGUGUCCAUCAGGAAUGUGUCCUUACAGCAUCGGGGAGUCUACUGGUGUGGACUGAAAUCUGAAAAAGAUGCUCAUCAGGCUGGAAGGAGAAAAAUCAAUCUGGAGGUUACAGGUGAGUCUCAUUCUUAGAGUUUUUUUUAGAGCAUUAAAUUAAAGUAGCUCUUAAAUGCAUCAAACACAGUCAAUGCUGUUUCUACCUCUACAGAUAUCCGUAAUUUCACGAAGUCUCCAGCUGUUGGACAAACUUUAAAAUACUGGUGUCAAUACCUAAAAAGUGGUCCAAUAUUCAUCUGUAAGGGAGAAGACCCCUCUGUGUGUCAGCCUUUUAUUAGCAGAAACAAAAAGAACAAUGGUACAUUUUCAAUGGAAGAUAAGGAAAAGGAGAAAAAAAUCUACAUCACGGUGGAUAGAGUGAAAGCAGAGGAUGCUGGGACUUACUGGUGUGGAGCAAACAGCACCGACAAAACUCACAGCGAUAUUUUCUACCACAAAUUCACCAUGAUCGUAGGUGAGUGCAACAAUAAUCAUUUGUUGUGAGGAUUCAGUCUGAUGCUGCUUUAGACACCAUGUAAGAGUGAAUGCAUGAAAAUAAUCAGUAACAAUAACAGCAUUUUUGACCUUAAAAUGUGAUGAGUGAUGCUGACAGUCAAAUGUCUGUAAAUCUGCCUCUCAAACUUUUCUGUCAGGACCUCAGAGUAAAAAUGUCUGCAAGAAGUAAAAGCGCUGAAACCACAGAGAGAAAGAUUAACCCGAUUUUACAUCGGAGGAAAAUAACCAAAGGAAGUGGUUUAGUUUUGUUCGUUAGGGGAAAGACGAAGGUGUGAUGUGCUCAUGCCCAGCCCCAACAUCCUCCAUGCAGAAGUGAAGUUUGCAUUCAGAAUACAAACCCUACAAUUUAAAAACUCAUCAAAAACUAGACACAAGUUUAGACAAACCAAAAAAAUUCUUUUCACAUGUGUAUUUUUUUUUUUUUUUUUUUGUAUUUCUGGGAAACUUUGCUUUCUUCUUAGAUUUCUCUUGUCACUCCGGUGUGUUUCCUGCCUGAGUUUAAGGCUGCCAUGCUCUGAUCAGUUUGAUAAGUUUCAGACUUCGAUCUGACUAUGAAAAGGAUCACAGACUGAAACCAAAUCAGCAUACUGAUAUUUUUUAAGAAUAAUUGACAGCAAGGCUCAAAUCUUUGCCUGUGUUUUUGUCUCAUCUAUAGUUAAAAUGUUUUUUAGUUUAAAUUUGGGCCAUAUCACAUCACUGAUAGUCUUUAUUUAUCUAAUAAACUUAAAAAUUUUUAUUCAGGUCAACCAAACAAAGCUAAAUAAAAGACAAAGUCACACAGUUCUUUGUAUUAAUGAUAAUAUUAUUUGUUUACAAAACUUCAACUUCCUUUGAUAACUGAUUGUACUUUUGCUUCCUUCCAGCACCAUCACUUCCAGCACCAGCAUCUACUGAAAGUCCUGGAGAGACAGCCGGUCAGAUACCUUUACCUUCUGACAAAGUAGAAGAGCAUGUUUUCAAAUCAUUUCUGAACUUCAUUUUUGACUUCAAUUCUUGAUGUUUUCUUGCAGGGGGUAUUUGGUUUGUUAUCACUAUGGUCAUCUGUGCAGUCGUUCUGCUGCUGCUGCUGUUCAUCUUCCUUGCCAUCCUUAUCCGCAAACGUAAGAGAUUUAUCAGCUGUGAUCAGAGCAUGAGACACUUGUGUUAGGGAAAUAAAACCACAGCUAGGACAUCUUCAUCUUGUGAAGUCUAAAAUAUUUGUUGAAAUCAGGCACUUUUCUGAUGUAAACCUGGUGUGACAUUAAAACCUGUCUGUUGCUCAUCGAUCUUUAAUCUUUGUUUAUCUACAGUUAAUGUGUGAAACUGACAGAAAAAUGCAGAAACACCAAAAAAUGUCUGUCAGUUCUCAUCUGUUAGCAUUCACUGUUGAAUAUUAAGCUGGUUUUAAGCCUAUUUGAGUGUUUAAAUCAGUUGAUCUUAUAUCUAUUAUCUUAUUUUUUUUUUUAUUUGUCUCUCUGAAGGCUUUUCAAAAAACACCACACCUGCACCAGCUGCAGCAGCAGCUCAGCAUGUCAGAGAGGUAAAUGCACAAAAAUAUUUGGGCAGAUAAAAAUUUGGGCUCAUUGAUGACAAAAAAAAGUGCCAGACAGACAAUUAUGUUGGAAAUCGAAAUAAUGAAAAAAAAAAAGUCCCUAAACUUUAUUUAUAGACACAGAACUUUUCAGAAAAGGGAACAUUUUCAAAAAAAAAAAAAAACAUGACAAAAACUACUUAUAAUGACAGAAAACAUAUUAGAGCCACAUUAUAAGACCUGCAUUCAAAUUUUAUUGUUUAACCCAUGUCCCAUCUGUCAACAUGGAGAGGGCAGGCUUUAUGUCAAGCACUGCAGCCAGUCAGUAAAGGAAGCUCUGAAGGUUUUGGCCUCACUUCUUAGCAGCUGUCACGUAUAUCUUUUAUGAAAAGACAGAGCGUGUUAUUUUACUGUGUGUAAUUAUAUGGUUUCGGAUUCUGACUUUGCCCAAGGGGAAACAGGACAUUAGUGUUAAAAAACUCUUAAAGAAAAGGUUCUCAGUAAUUCCAGAUGAGGAUAUGCUUUACUGCAUGGCACAAAAUAAAAAUGAGGAUAAAGAUAAGUGAUAACGUUAACCUGUUUGUAUUUUAAAGGUCGGGUAGGCAGGUUUCCAUUAAAGAAGCAUCUUUUUUUGUGGUGUAUAUACAAAAAAGCUUUUAAUAUCAGUCAAUAGCUAUUAGUUAUUGAUGUCAUUUGGAAAUAUAACAAUAGUGCUGUGUUUUGUUUUGUCUGUGUAGUCAACAUUUCAAAUUUUCUGAGCGGCCCACUCAUUCUGACUGUAAACAAAGCCAUUCGCUGCCUCACCCAACCUGAUUGGUUGUGAGGCAGAAGCUGCAUGUUGUGAGCCAUGCUCCACGUGCCACGUCCUUGAAUAACAUGCAUGAGCCCAAACAAAGUUAGCGUGCUACAAUAUUGGACAGUAGAAACCAACCAGAAAGUACAGAAAAUUGUCUGAAUCCAUCUUUGACCAUGACUGCCAACACAAGCAAGAAAACAAAGUAAAUACCUCUGGCGGAAUAACAGGCGCCUAAAAAGAUGAUAGACCAGACAAGAGCUAAGAAGUCGGGUCAACAUCAAUGAAGCAUAAACAAUACGGGACACUUUGGGAUCUUAUGGAGCCUGUAACCUUUCUGCUGGACAGCUAAACCGCUUUAACAAAGUAAGGCAAGUGUAACAGAAGUGUUUUUUGACGGGACCUGCUGCAUGUUGUAGCGCCGCUAAACUGUUAAGCCUACCUCAGGUCCUGGACUAUGUCACUUUAUCCUAGUUGUAGAAGUCCUGCUAACAUUGUGUUUGCUGGUAGUCUGUUGGCAUCUACAGUAGCACCAGUGCAUUUACUUUCACGUUGACUGGGCCCCAUAUGUAAUUAUCUGAAGUAUUUAUCUGCAUUAUAUCUGAAUUUACUUAAAACGACACAAGCGAGCAGGAGCAUCUGUUUGUGGGUGGGGCUUGCUGGAGCAGAGAGUGAGGGGAGAGGAGGAGCUGAUGGGACAAAUUGGUUGGGAGGGGUAGAGUUUACGUUUAGGAUUUCUCCCCAAAACUGGCACUUCCUCAGAUCCUGCCUUCCUCACCUUUAACAAUAUAUAUUUUUUAUUCAUUCCUGUCAGGACUACGUCUACGAGGAGAUACAAGAGCACCACCAGAAUCAAGGCUAUGGAAACGCCAUGAAAUCUGUUUAUGCCACGGUGAAUUUUUCCAGAAACCCCUCGGCCUCACUUCAUUACUCUACCAUUAACUUCAACCAGAGCUCUGACAAAGCUGCUGGAGACAGACUGUUCCUCAAACCCAGCUUCUCUUCCUGUGAAUACUCCUGUGUAAAACAAAGUCCAGCUAACACCUUUGCCAACCAGCCAUCCAGACCUGCAGAGGAUCCUCUCUACUCCAGGGUCAACAAGCCUCAGAAACAAUAACUCACUCUGUUUGAGUUCAUGAAACACAACUUUCCCCCGUUGUUUGCUUGUCGCUUAGUUUGCAGAGAGAAGACAAGAGCAGGAGAAAACAAAAGAGAGGAGAUGAGAACAGAGAGGGGGAAAAAUGAUGUCCACAAGGGAAAGUACGAUCAGUGGUUAGAGGAGAGAAUGUGGAGAGCGAUGGGAGAGUACAAGGAGGCAAUAGAGUGUGCGCUUCCUUUCGUGGAAAUGAUUCAUGUAAAAAUGUAUUUUAAUAUAUGUGUGCUGAAAUUUAAAUAAAGCAUGUUUAUUCAAAAAUGA
Messenger RNA from Xyrichtys novacula (pearly razorfish), 7629 nucleotides. Lineage: Eukaryota; Metazoa; Chordata; Actinopteri; Labriformes; Labridae. The record is from the annotation of a GenBank genome assembly.